Molecule: messenger RNA, 207 nt
Organism: Penicillium coprophilum
Lineage: Eukaryota; Fungi; Ascomycota; Eurotiomycetes; Eurotiales; Aspergillaceae
Exons: 1
Coding region: 1-207 (68 amino acids)
Source: RefSeq, a predicted model, not a curated record
AUGGCUCCAAAUCUGCCUUCUUCUACUAAAGAAUUUAUUCGCGAUAUGAUCUUGAGCAAAUCACUUACCACAUCCCAGAUCGCCAAUACUGCUGGAUGCAGUGCGCGUUCUGUCACCACUAUGCACACCAAUCUGCGGCAAUUCGGUGAAACCAGGGCCCUUCCAGUUCGAGCAGGUCGACCCCGUAGCAUCACACUGCCGAUGUGA